Neolamprologus brichardi is the source of this 2296-nucleotide messenger RNA. It is a transcript of the gene blcap, whose product is annotated as bladder cancer associated protein. The record is from RefSeq and is a predicted model, not a curated record. Lineage: Eukaryota; Metazoa; Chordata; Actinopteri; Cichliformes; Cichlidae.
UCUACCUCCACACGGGUCCUUUAAGCUAACGCUAAUGCUAGUUAGCUACGUACGCAGUCGGUUGAUGAAACGGAGAUGACACCGGUGGUUUAUUUUUGCUGAGAAUGAGCUCAAAACAUGUCAGGGAUGAUCUGAUGGUAACAUCUGGCUGCUUUGACAUCUUUCUGCAUCAUCCCAGCUCUGUUGGAUAGAGGAACGCUUCCACAUCUGCGAAGAGCUGUUGUCAUCCCCACUCUGAACCUAUCAGAGACCCUUCAUUCAUAGAUCUGAAACAGAAAACAUCUUCUGCCUCCUUCCAAAAAGAGACAAUGUAUUGCCUUCAGUGGCUGCUCCCCGUGCUGCUCAUCCCCAAGCCGCUGAACCCAGCUCUGUGGUUCAACCACUCCAUGUUCAUGGGGUUCUACCUGCUCAGCUUCCUGCUGGAGAGAAAGCCCUGCACCAUCUGUGCCUUGGUCUUCCUGGCUGCCCUCUUUCUCAUCUGCUACAGUUGCUGGGGCAACUGCUUCCUUUACCACUGCCAGGAUGCUGCACUCCCGGAUGCUGCCCACGACCCAGCCAUUGUUGGGACCUAGGAGAAGAGGAGCAGCAGCACCAGGAAGUGGAGGUGGAGGGAGCAGGAGUAUAAGGCAAUGCUGAGAAAUUAUUGUAGAAAGAUACUGCCAUGCUUAGAGUGGUGAAAAUUGCUGGAGGGGAAUACCAAGAGUGUUCAGCCAAAGACAAACUAAAGAAGAAGAGCUGGUCUUGGAGGGUUAUGAACGCUGUCUUUUCUUUUUUCUUUCUUAAUGCUGUAAAGAAGAAUUUGAGGAAUGGGAAAGGGUGCCAGAGGUCACAUUAUGUGUCCUAUUAUCUAACAGGCAGCAAAGGCGAGGGAUCCAAACUUGAAAUGAAAAGGGAAGGACAUGCAUGAACUUGACUUGAUGCUGAGGGAAAAAUAAUUUCACAUUGACCAACUUUCAUUCCAGCACAUGAAUGAAAAAUAAAAAAAGUAUACAGUAUAAACUACAUGUGACAUUAACUUAAAGUCACAGGGGUGGGUGCUUUGCAUUAUGCUAACUUGUCUGUUCCUUGUGUCUUAGCUACUGACAAACGGAGGAUGGGAGAGAAAGCUGCUCAAAACCUCUGACUGAGGUUUUUAUAGUGGGAUGGAAAAUCCUCCAUGAUGGCAGAGGAGGAAAGAUUUCUGGGUGAAGGGAAGUGAGAGGAUGCAAGGAAACGUAUAUUAGCAUAAUGAAAAUCCCUCUCCAGUUCAGUGUUCCAAUUUAAGAGAUUUCACUUUCUCCCCAAACCCGAUUGCUCAUCUUUUUAAACUGAAAAUACUUUGCUCCUUAAAACUGCCAAAAUCACUUAACCCCUCUGAAAACUGCUAUGGCUCAACAAACUUUAUACACCAGGUAGUGUUAAACUGUAGUCAAAAACAAGAGCGUCACACCUCUGACAGCCCUGGAUGGCCAAACUGUCGCCACUUUGGCUCUGCACACGUAAUGCUCCACAAGGCGAGGACACAGACACUGGACAAUCAGUAACUACGCUGUGAAUAUGUCCCCCCUUUGCCGCACUUCUACUCAAACACACCUCAAACAGGUGAACUAGAGCUGAGGACCUACGAUGUUAUUACCCGCUGUGCUCUACAGCUGCUCCUCAUCGUCCUGCCUCAGUGUGAACCUUCCCUACUGCCAUCUGAUCUUUUUUGUUUCUGUUCUUUUUAUUUUGCAGUUUGCAUGAGUUGCUCUAAGUUUUUUUGUUUUUUUUCCCCAAGCGUCAAGGUGACACCCAAAUUUUUAACAAGUUAAAAACGCUGAAAGUUUCCAAAGGGUAAAAAAAUCUGGAUGUGUAGUUGAAUGAAAGUUUCCUGUAAUGUGCUAUGGCUGUGCAUUCUUUGUGGUCAUGACAUGCUGAUCAGUGUAAAAAUGUGGCAAUACACAAGGAGACACAACGGCUAUGGUCAGCAUUUCCAGCAACAAUGAGCAAUACAGAGUGCAGGCUGAAGAACUGGUUUAAAAAUUUCACAGGGGAUUGGAGUUUCCACAGGUGUCACUGCUGUAAGUGUUAAGUUUAGCUGUCAGACACAGGCUAAAGUGUUUAUACUCUGUACCUGUUGGAGUGUGUGUGUGUGUGUGUGUGCGCGUGUGUGUGUGGCCUCCUGUGGCAGUGCGCAUUGCAUUCACUGCAACAUAUUUGCUUUGGUUUUAAUUUAAAUAAAGUUUUCCCUCUUAUGUGUUAAACUGUGAGGUUCUGUGUCAAACAAAAAAACGUAUUUUGAUUAAAAAAUAAAUGCAAGUAAGAGUUGUGCUUUGCA